Gadus morhua (Atlantic cod) is the source of this 3347-nucleotide messenger RNA. It is a transcript of the gene pi4k2a, whose product is annotated as phosphatidylinositol 4-kinase type 2 alpha. Gene Ontology annotation, biological process: endosome organization; Golgi organization; phosphatidylinositol phosphate biosynthetic process. Gene Ontology annotation, molecular function: 1-phosphatidylinositol 4-kinase activity. The coding region runs from base 156 to 1499 and encodes 447 amino acids. Lineage: Eukaryota; Metazoa; Chordata; Actinopteri; Gadiformes; Gadidae. The record is from RefSeq and is a predicted model, not a curated record. Gene Ontology annotation, cellular component: trans-Golgi network; plasma membrane; endosome. The transcript is spliced from 9 exons.
GUUCCGCCCCUUACCGGAUGCUGACAGUCAUCAGAUUUUUUGUUUUGGAAGGCUUCCUCGUUAGCCACUUACUAGCCAACAAAAUACCCUUCCAGAUUACCUCGUUAACAUUUACUUCUCCGUUUCUCGUCAUAUUGAACCUCAUAGUACCUUAAAUGGACGAGACAAGUCCACUCGUCUCUCCUCUUCGUGACUCAAAUGAAUUCAACUACUGUCCAACAGAGCCCACCAGUCCUCGGGGUUCCUUAGGAAGUACGCCGGGAUCUGUUGUGCGCAUUCCGCCUGGAAGUCCCGGGCGCAGCCGAGAGAGACAGCCGCUACUUGACCGAGACCGCGGUGGUUCCCCUCGUGAACCACACAAAAACGAUUUUCCAGAGGACCCUGAAUUCAGAGAAAUAAUACGAAAUACUGAACGUGCAAUUGACGAGGGGAUAUAUCCAGAACGAAUAUAUCAGGGCUCAAGUGGGAGUUAUUUCGUUAAAGAUACCCAAGGGAAGAUCAUUGGUGUGUUCAAACCUAAGAACGAGGAGCCCUAUGGACAGCUGAACCCCAAAUGGACCAAAUGGCUGCAGAAACUUUGCUGCCCCUGCUGUUUUGGCCGGGACUGUUUGGUCCUCAACCAGGGCUACCUCUCUGAAGCAGGGGCCAGCCUGGUUGACCAGAAACUAGAGCUCAACAUUGUUCCUAGGACCAAGGUGGUCUACUUGGCCAGUGAAACGUUUAACUACAGUGCCAUAGACAGAGUCAAAUCCCGGGGAAAGAAAUUGGCCCUAGAGAAGGUGCCUAAAGUUGGACAGCGCUUCCACAGGAUUGGACUGCCACCCAAGGUCGGCUCUUUCCAGGUUUUCGUGGACAGCUACAAGGACGCAGACUUCUGGCUGCGGAGGUUUGAAGCCGAUCCCCUGCCUGAGAACACUAACCGUCUGCUGCAGCUGCAGUUUGAGCGGCUGGUCGUCCUUGACUACAUCAUCCGAAACACAGAUAGGGGAAACGACAACUGGCUGCUGAAGUAUGACUGCCCAAUGGACUCUGUCGGUAAUAGGGACACAGAUUGGGUGGUGGUCAAGGACGCCAUCAUCAUGCUGGCCGCCAUAGACAACGGCCUCGCCUUCCCCUUAAAACACCCCGACUCCUGGAGAGCCUACCCCUUCUACUGGGCAUGGCUUUCCCAGGCCAAGGUUCCCUUCUCACAGGAGAUCAGAGAGCUGGUUCUGCCAAAGCUUUCUGACCCCAACUUCAUCAAAGACCUGGAGGAGGAUCUUUACGAGUUGUUCAAGAAAGAUCCAGGUUUUGACAGAGGACAGUUCCACAAGCAAGUCGCCGUAAUGAGGGGCCAGAUCCUCAACCUGUGUCAGGCGCUGAAGGACGGCAAAAGCCCCCUCCAGCUGGUCCAGAUGCCCCCGGUGAUGGUGGAGACGGCACGGGCGCCUCAGAGAGCCAACAGCGAGUCAUACACACAGAGCUUCCAGAGCAGGAGGCCCUUCUUCACCUGGUGGUGAAGGAGUGAAAGUAGAGGCGGCACAAAGCGGGACCACAGCCAGAAGAAGGUGUCAAGGUUGUGUGGAUUGAAGAAAGGAAUCCAGUGUCUUCAGUGUGCAGGUUUCAGGAAAGGUGACCAAAUGGAAAUAAUUCCUACCCUUCACCGCUACUCGUUCAAAUGGACAUUUCGGAUGCCAGAGAUAGAUGUUGAUGAUGGUGUGGGAUUGAGGCCAAAAGGAGAAGAUUUUCCCCCGAAGGAUAUUUCUCUACGUUUGCCUCAGUGCCUUGAGUAGACGUUAAUGACUACUAACUAACUUUUAAUAGAUAAAGCUAUGUACCUAUGAGACACUCUGGAAUCCCCUUAAUGAAAUCACAUACUUUUACCUAGAAUUUCAUUAGACCAUAAUCAAAAGCGCUUCACACUUUUGAACCUGGCCUUCAUAUGCAAAAUCGUCAGUGUUACAGGCGCUUUAAGCAAUGUCGUUGUUUAGGCUCACUUCCUCUCCAUUUGCAACUAGCAAUCCCCUCCCUUUCCCCCCGUCACCAAGAAAGCGUGCCUUGCAUGCCUCCUGUCUUUCUUUCCUGGCAGCUUUUCAUCUGCCGUUUUAUUUUCCCGUGUGGCGUGUUUCGUAUGUGUAAGCUGUUCCUGGAAUUGGUAACUUCUCCUCUUCUGCCCUUGUCGGUCAACACUGAAGUCCUGCCGCCUGCGCGACGUGCGCGUGGACCCUCUGCUUGCAGAGGGGGUGGCCUCCUUUUCGCUCUCUUGAUUGGAUGAAAUGGGAACAGGAUACCACUUUUUAUUUUCUUCUGUUUACUGCAUCGUGAAUGGACUUGUGACCCAUUAUGCUGACCAAACACUCUUGAUCAGUGAUAGCUGUCAAAAUAUAGAGCUAUUUAUCAGUUAUUUUAACAAAUAAAUACUGCUCGGAGCACCCUUUAAGAUCGGUGGAAGAGCCCAAACAGAAGUGAUACUGCUUAAAGUUGAAACGUUUUUAACCACAUGCAGUGAGGCAGUAUUUUGAUUUCCCAGAGAACUGCUGUAUGUUACAGUUCUGAGACCGUUCUGCCAAACACACACCGCCUGGUCUGCAGCACCAAGAGCAGACUGUUAUAGUACAGCUGACACUGCUUUCCCUCCGAGAUCCUGAACCCGACCUUCACCAUUAUUCACACUACAAAUGUGAAGUAGAGUCUCUCGUCACCUUUGUAACCCUAUAACCGAAACUUUAGAACGCAACAAAAACAAGGUGUUGAACAAAGUGUUGACAAUGAAAUCAUGCUUAAGCAGUGCUUAUGACUGGAGCGGAAUGGCAGAUUGGCAGUACUGUGUUGGUGGGAAGGUAAAGUGCUUUUGUCUGUUUGAAAUUUAAGCUAGCUCCAGCUGAUGUUGCAAUCUGUAUUACUUAUCCAAAAAAAUAUGAGUGCAUGAGAUAUAGUUAUUCUAAAUCAUGUCCGAUAUCAUGUUUUUCACACUGUUAUGAGGAAAACAUACGGACAGAAAGAAAUCUGCAAUAAUUUCUGAUGUAUCUGCAAGAACAGAGUUGUGCGCUCUCAACCACAAAGCUUCUACUCUUCAUUUCAGGAUUGGUCUAACUGAUUUCAGGCUCUAUAAAGCCUAUACAGUCAUUUUCACCCAUAUGUGACAUGAAAUGUAGUUUUAUCAAGAACUAUAUAUGUAUAGUGUUUUAUUUAAUGAGAAGUAACAACAAAAGGUUAUUCAAUUAAAAGCAUUGAAUAUUGUGUCUUACAAAAAUGUUUAAAUACACCCUGACAUUGCUUAACUAUCUAGUGUUGUACCACUACAUUUUGUCUUAAUCUCUUGCGCAACUCAAAUAUGCAAUUCAGUAAAACAAUGAAUUAUCUAAUAA